GGGUGUCGGCCCAGUACUGGGGCGUCUCUUGGGAUGGCAGGCGUGCCUCCAACGUGCCCGCCCGCGCCGCCGCCGAUCCCGUCAUCAUGACGUCAUCGUCGGAGCGGUCUGACGUCACGGCGGCGCUGCAGGCGGCCGGACUGCGGCCGGUGCCGGCGUCCGGUGCCGGCUACAAGCUGCUGCAGGUAGCCUUGGGUUCAGCCGCCGGGUUCGUGGUGUCGCUGUCGUCGACGUUUCUGUGGGACACGUGCGGCCCGGACGCCCUGCUCCGGUCUUUAGGAGGAUCCCUGACCUUCACGGAUGGAAGUGCUAUCAGGUACGAUCGGAGCGGCGACAGCAGAAACACUGGCUGUCUGGUGGCCACGCUGGACGACGACGUCCGUCAGCGCGUGCUGGAUGCCCUCGGGCACUGUGGCAACGUCUGAAGGACCGCCGCAGCUUGUGGUCAUGUGAUCGCCAGAGGCACACCGCGAUGACAGGCCCCGACCACCUGGCCAUUCGCCAGUGGUCAUGUCCAAUCCUGGUGCCAACCGUGUUUACUCCGGACUCGAUAUGCUGCAUUUAUGCUGACGUGAUAGUAUGCGGCGAAGCACGCUGCUGAUAUUCUAUAAAUCUGCAUUUAUCGGCCUAGUCCCGAUGUGUACCCGUGCCGCUGGUCUUCCCGUGUUCUGAGAGAUCGUGCGGAUAGUUCCGUGUCGUGUCGCCUUCUACGAGCACUCUCAUCACAUAUCCUAUACACGGUAGACGGCGUGCAGCGCCCGUUCAGCCCCGUGUUGUUCCGUUUCCAUUCCAGUUUUCUCAGGCACAUAUGUCUGCUGCCGUGCUCCGUCAUAGUGGUGCCGACGUUAUCUGCCCUGUUGUGAAUCUCUGCCAUCACGUAGCCCGGGAUUCGCCCCGUCUGGGUCGCUGCGAGGGACCCGCGGUGGCCUCAGUGCCCUCAUUCCGUACGAGAUCACGUGGACAUCUGGCGCCGCGGCCGCGUCCCUGCCGGCCGCGGCGCUGCCUCGCUUCCCCGCCGACUUGUAUCCGCCAGCCGUGCCGGUGCGUGCGUGUGUCGAGCGACCGCCACGUUCUAUUGCGCCCGGUAAGUGCGCGCCGUCAGCCGCAGAUGACCGUGUGACGGCCACAGAGUGGGGCAGGCGGUGCCCCCUCGCGACCGGACGCCAUUUUGUCCGACCUUUUCCGACGCCGACGUGUUUGUGAUGUACUCCACUUGUAGCGGCUGUUGCCGAACGUUUUUGUGAAACGCUGGUGCGGUUUGUUUGCUUUGCAAGUACUUACUGGGUAGCCGAAGCAAUCGUGUUUAAGUCGUAGCAUAUGGGAAGUGGUUGUUUCCAGGUAUGAGCUCCGUUGUGGAUGUCAUGCAGUGCUAUUGUCGUGCGUGUCGUGAUAUAUAUUGUCAGUGAACUGUACGUUUCUAAUGAGAUCGAGGAAGCAGAGGUUUUUGUCAGGAC
Molecule: messenger RNA, 1454 nt
Organism: Pollicipes pollicipes
Lineage: Eukaryota; Metazoa; Arthropoda; Thecostraca; Pollicipedomorpha; Pollicipedidae
Product: inositol polyphosphate 1-phosphatase
Biological process (GO): phosphatidylinositol phosphate biosynthetic process
Molecular function (GO): inositol-1,4-bisphosphate 1-phosphatase activity
Source: RefSeq, a predicted model, not a curated record